Messenger RNA from Sphaerodactylus townsendi, 1074 nucleotides. Its product is annotated as zinc finger protein 239-like. The coding region runs from base 1 to 1047 and encodes 348 amino acids. Gene Ontology annotation, biological process: regulation of transcription by RNA polymerase II. The transcript has 2 exons. NCBI's taxonomy places the organism in Eukaryota, Metazoa, Chordata, Lepidosauria, Squamata, Sphaerodactylidae. Gene Ontology annotation, molecular function: DNA-binding transcription factor activity; RNA polymerase II cis-regulatory region sequence-specific DNA binding. The record is from RefSeq and is a predicted model, not a curated record.
AUGGAGGUCCUGUGGGUGGGUCACGGGGGGAUGGGGUUUCAGCAGCCGUUGCUAGAGGGGGCUCCUCUAUCAGCAGCCCCCUCUGCCCAGAGCCUGGGGGUUUGCCUGGAUUCAGUUCUCUCUAUGGAGACCCAGGUUGCCCGCACGGCUCAGCAGAAACCAUAUAAAUGCUUGGAGUGUGGAAAAGAAUUCAAUAAAAGUGCACACCAUACUUCACAUCAGAGAAUUCACAGAGGAGAGAAACCAUACAAAUGCCACUGUGGAAAAAGCUUCAGUCAGAAUGGAAACCUUAUUUCCCAUCGAAGAAUUCAUACAGGGCAGAAACCAUAUAAAUGCCUGGAAUGCGGAAAAGACUUCCGUCAGAGCGUACAUCUAACUUCCCAUCAAAGAAUUCACACUGGGGAGAAACCAUACAAAUGCCUGGAGUGUGGAAAAGCCUUCGGUCAUAGCAAAACUCUUAGUUCACAUCAGAGAAUUCACACAGGGGAGAAACCGUACAAAUGCCUGGAGUGUGGGAGAAACUUCAGUCAGAAAGUAAAUCUUACUUACCAUCAAAGACUUCACACAGGAGAGAAACCAUAUAAAUGCCUGGCAUGUGGAAAAGCCUUCAGUCACAACACAGGUCUUACUUUACAUCAGAGAAUCCACACAGGGGAGAAACCAUACAAAUGCCUGGAAUGUGGAAAAGCCUUCAGUCACAGCACAGGUCUUACUUCACAUCAGAGAAUUCACACCGGGGAGAAACCAUACAAAUGCCUGGAAUGUGGAAAAGCCUUUGGGCACAGCAUAAGUCUUACUUACCAUCAGAGAAUUCACACAGCAGAAAAACCAUAUAAAUGCCUAGAGUGUGGAAAAGCCUUCAGUCAGAGAGCAAAUCUUACUUCCCAUCAAACAAUUCACUUUGGCGAAACUAUACAAAUGCCUGGAGUGUGGAAAAGCCUUCAGUCACAGCACAACUCUUACUUCAUAUCAGAGAAUUCACACAGGGGAGAAACCAUACAGAUGCCUGGUGUGUGGAAAAGUUUUCUAUCACAGCAAAACUCUUAGUUCAUAUGAGAGAAUUCACACAGAGGA